Messenger RNA from Calypte anna (Anna's hummingbird), 3148 nucleotides. RefSeq names its product guanylate cyclase 1 soluble subunit alpha 1 (gene GUCY1A1). Gene Ontology annotation, molecular function: guanylate cyclase activity; heme binding. Gene Ontology annotation, cellular component: guanylate cyclase complex, soluble. The coding region runs from base 283 to 2349 and encodes 688 amino acids. The record is from RefSeq and is a predicted model, not a curated record. Gene Ontology annotation, biological process: cGMP biosynthetic process; response to oxygen levels. The transcript is spliced from 9 exons. NCBI's taxonomy places the organism in Eukaryota, Metazoa, Chordata, Aves, Apodiformes, Trochilidae.
GCGCCCCCGACGCCGCGCCGCGCCCGCUCCCCAAAUACACCUUUGCGGCGCCAGGGAUCUGCAGCACCGUCUUGGCCCUCAGCUGCUCGGCGGGGCUGUGCGGGCUCGGGUCGCGCCAUGGGGUUCACAUUUGUUCUGUGUUGAUUUGCAGCUACCAGUCAUCUUCCACAGUGGAUUCCUUAUCUACUAUUCUGGCGUCUUCUGCACUUGUUAGUAAACAGAAGAGAACUAUCAAACAUAAAGCCAAGUAAUCUUAAUCUCAAGAGAGAGACUUCAUACAAUAUGUUCUGUACAAAACUGAAAGACUUGAAGAUCACAGGGGAAUGUCCUUUCUCCUUAGUUACUCAGAGUCACAUUACUGAGGAACAUGACAAGGAUUGCAAAGAAAACAGCUCUAAAGCAGCUUUGCCCAUCUGCAAAGAAGUCCAUGAAAAAGAGGCUCAAAGAAACCUUCCACAAAGGAAAACGAGCAGAAGUAGAGUGUACCUGCACACAUUAACUGAAAGUAUCUGCAAACUAUUAUUUCCUGAGUUUGAAAGACUAAAUCUUGCACUUCAAAGAACACUUGCAAAACACAGCAUAAAAGAAGCCAGAAAAACUGAGGAUAGAGAAGAUUUUGAAAAAAUAAUCAGUGAUCAUGCUAAUGCAGCAGGUGUUCCCGUGGAGUCUCUACGGGAAUCUCUCGGUGAGGAGCUAUUCAAAAUAUGCUAUGAAGAAGAUGAACACAUAUUGGGGGUUAUUGGAGGAACCCUUAAGGACUUCUUGAACAGCUUCACUACUCUGCUGAAGCAGAGUGGCCACAGCCAAGAAGCAGGAAAAAAGGACAGACUUGAAGAUUCCUCCAUGUUGUGCCUGGAGAAAGAUCAGGACUUCUUAAAUGUGUAUUAUUUCUUUCCAAAGAAAAUCACGAGUCUUAUUUUACCUGGUAUUAUUAAAGCAGCAGCUCAUAUUUUGUAUGAAACUGAGGUGGAAGUAAUGCUUAUGCCUCCUUGUUUCCAUAAUGACUGCACUGAGUUUGCUAAUCAGCCUUAUUUGCUGUACUCCAUACAAGUCAAAAGCGCAAAACCUUCCUUAUCACCGUGUAAACCACAGUCUUCACUUGUGAUCCCUGCCUCUGUGUUCUGUAAGACUUUCCCAUUUCAUUUUAUGUUUGACAAGGAUAUGUCAGUUCUUCAAAUUGGAAAUGGGAUAAGAAGACUUUUGACCAGGAGAGAAUGUCAAGCUAAGCCAAAUUUUGAAGAGUAUUUUGAAAUUCUUACCCCCAAAGUGAGCUGCACUUUUAGUGGAAUAAUGACAAUGCUAAAUAUGCAGUUUACUGUAAGAGUCAGAAGAUGGGACAAUACUGAUAUGAAAUCAUCCAUGGUAAUGGAUCUUAAAGGCCAAAUGAUCUAUAUCUUUGAAUCCAGUGCCAUCCUAUUUUUGGGAUCUCCUUGUGUGGAUAGACUAGAAGAUUUUACUGGACGUGGGUUGUACCUCUCAGAUAUUCCAAUUCACAAUGCACUGAGAGAUGUUGUUCUGAUAGGAGAGCAGGCCAGAGCUCAGGAUGGACUCAAGAAGAGAUUAGGAAAGCUAAAAGCAACCCUUGAGCAGGCUCAUCAAGCACUUGAAGAAGAAAAGAAGAAGACUGUUGAUCUUCUGUUUUCGAUUUUUCCUGGAGAGGUUGCUCAGCAGCUGUGGCAGGGACAAGUUGUGCAAGCCAAGAAAUUUAAUAAUGUCACAAUGCUUUUCUCUGACAUUGUUGGAUUCACUGCCAUCUGUUCCCAGUGCUCACCUAUGCAGGUUAUCACCAUGCUGAAUGAGCUUUAUACUCGCUUUGAUUACCAAUGUGGAGAGCUGGAUGUCUACAAGGUUGAGACUAUUGGAGAUGCCUACUGUGUUGCUGGAGGUUUACACAAGGAAAGUGAAACCCAUGCUGUUCAGAUAGCAUUGAUGUCCCUGAAGAUGAUGGAGCUGUCAGAUGAGGUGGUGUCUCCCCAUGGAGAGCCUAUCAAGAUGCGUAUUGGCCUUCAUUCUGGAUCUGUCUUUGCUGGAGUUGUUGGGGUUAAAAUGCCUCGUUACUGCCUUUUCGGUAACAAUGUAACCCUUGCCAACAAAUUUGAAUCUUGCAGUGUACCUAGAAAAAUAAAUGUCAGCCCAACAACUUACAGGUUGUUAGAAGAAUAUCCAGGUUUUAUGUUCACACCUCGCUCAAGAGAAGAACUUCCACCAAACUUUCCCAAUGAUAUUCCUGGAAUUUGCUAUUUUCUGGAUUCUUACAUUCAAGGAACAAACACACAGACUUGGUUUCAAAAGAGAGACUUAGGAGAUGGUAAUGCCAAUUUUUUGGGUGAGGAAACAGGAAUAGACUAAACUGUACAUUCACAAGUGUAUAGAAUACUCUAUAAAUAUUUUCCUUUUUUUUGUAUAAACUGAAAAUUUUUAAAUAUGUAUGAAACAUGAAUGCACUUUAGAUUGUUAACACCUGAAAAUCAGUAUUAAAAUUUCAGGAAGUAUGCCACUGACUCCUUUUUGCUUUUUUGUUUGUAUUAAGAACAUAGUCACUCUAAUAAUAUUGCAACUUCACUGUUAAAAAUGCUACUAAAAGUUUUCCCUGUGGUAAUUUUUAAGUAAGUGCUAUGUAACAACUCUCUCAGUUCCUUCUGUGCUGAGAAUUCUAGAUGUAUUGUACAUGUCAGGGAACGUGAUGUGAAAGUGAUGCAGCCACAUGCAGUGUUGUGAGUGGGUGAUUACCAAUAACUAUUAAAAAUGCAUUUUCUUAGUGAUUCCAUAAGAAAAUAUUCGUUAAAAUAUUGUCACUGCUAUCACAUACUCCUUCCAGUGCAUCAUCUGGGCCCCAUCCUAGAAGCUGGUGACCAUCUUCUAACACUGACUGGAGUCAACGUGUUGAGGGUGCUCAGUGUCUCCUGGAUCAGGCUGCUAAUUGUAUUGACUACACUCAUACACAGCAGAGUAUACUGCUUACUGUUUCAUGAACUUUAUGUUGUGUAUAAAAUUAAUAUAGAUUAAAGCACUGUAUAAUCACAUACUAAAGUCUCUGUAAUAGUCAAACGAUAUUUUAGGUCUUGGGGUUUUUAAAAUACUUUGCAAAAAUAAUAGUAUGCACUUGCUAUUAUGUAUUAAAGCAAUAAAUGUUUUCUUUUAAUUGUCA